GCGAGCGAGGGUGGGAGGGAGUGGGAGGAGGAGGAGAGGGAGCCGAACGACCAUUUAAAGCGAUAGCAAUCCGUGCCCUCUCCCUAGUGCUGGGCUGUUGGAGAGCUCGAGCUGCAAACCGCGGAGCGCGAGCGCGAGCGCGGCGCGCCGGCCGGGGAACCCCAGAGCGCACGGCACCCCAAGCUGGCAGGCUCCGCGGGACCCCCUACCCUCGUCGGCUGCCCCUCCCCGGGCGCCCCCACCGUCCUCGCCAGCAGGAGCUCCUGGGCUUCCCACGAGGAGCUCACCCCAAGGAGCCCGAAUCCCGGCGAGCCCGCCACCGUCCCCUCCAGCGCCGCCGCAGCCGCUGGAGCAGCAUGGUCCAGCUGGGGAAGCUGCUCCGCGUCCUGACUUUGAUGAAGUUCCCCUGCUGCGUGCUGGAGGUGCUCCUGUGCGCGCUGGCGGCGGCGGCGCGCGGCCAGGAGAUGUACGCCCCGCACUCCAUCCGGAUCGAGGGGGACGUCACCCUCGGGGGGCUGUUCCCGGUGCACGCGAAGGGUCCCAGCGGAGUGCCCUGCGGCGACAUCAAGAGGGAGAACGGGAUCCACAGGCUGGAAGCGAUGCUCUACGCCCUGGACCAGAUCAACAGCGAUCCCAACCUGCUGCCCAACGUGACGCUGGGCGCGCGGAUCCUGGACACUUGUUCCAGGGACACUUACGCGCUCGAACAGUCGCUCACUUUCGUCCAGGCGCUCAUCCAGAAGGACACCUCCGACGUGCGCUGCACCAACGGCGAGCCUCCAGUUUUCGUCAAGCCUGAGAAAGUAGUUGGAGUGAUUGGGGCUUCGGGGAGUUCGGUCUCCAUCAUGGUAGCCAACAUCCUGAGGCUUUUCCAGAUCCCCCAGAUUAGUUAUGCAUCAACGGCACCCGAGUUAAGUGAUGACCGGCGCUAUGACUUCUUCUCUCGUGUGGUCCCUCCCGAUUCCUUUCAAGCCCAGGCCAUGGUAGACAUCGUGAAGGCCCUGGGUUGGAAUUACGUGUCUACUCUCGCAUCGGAAGGAAGUUACGGAGAGAAAGGUGUGGAAUCCUUCACCCAGAUUUCCAAAGAGGCAGGUGGGCUCUGCAUUGCCCAGUCCGUGAGAAUCCCCCAGGAACGCAAAGACAGGACCAUUGACUUUGACAAAAUUAUCAAGCAGCUCCUGGACACCCCCAACUCCAGGGCCGUCGUCCUCUUUGCCAACGAUGAGGAUAUCAAGCAGAUCCUUGCAGCAGCCAAAAGAGCUGACCAAGUAGGCCACUUUCUCUGGGUGGGAUCAGACAGCUGGGGAUCCAAAAUCAACCCGCUGUACCAGCAUGAAGAUAUUGCAGAAGGAGCCAUCACCAUUCAGCCCAAACGAGCAACUGUGGAAGGGUUCGAUGCCUAUUUUACAUCCCGCACACUUGAAAACAACCGAAGAAACGUAUGGUUUGCCGAAUACUGGGAGGAAAACUUCAACUGCAAGCUGACGAUUAGUGGGUCAAAGAAAGAAGACACAGAUCGCAAAUGCACAGGACAGGAGAGAAUUGGGAAAGACUCCAACUAUGAGCAGGAGGGCAAAGUUCAGUUUGUGAUUGACGCAGUGUAUGCCAUGGCUCACGCCCUUCACCACAUGAACAAGGAUCUCUGUGCUGACUACCGGGGUGUCUGUCCAGAGAUGGAGCAAGCUGGGGGCAAGAAGUUGUUGAAGUAUAUCCGCAAUGUGAAUUUCAAUGGUAGCGCGGGCACCCCAGUCAUGUUUAACAAGAACGGGGAUGCCCCUGGGCGUUACGACAUCUUCCAGUAUCAGACCACGAACACCACCAACCCCGGCUACCGACUGAUUGGACAGUGGACGGAUGAACUUCAGCUCAAUAUAGAGGACAUGCAGUGGGGUAAAGGAGUCCGGGAGAUCCCCGCCUCUGUGUGUACGAUGCCCUGCAAGCCCGGGCAAAGAAAGAAGACACAGAAGGGAACUCCUUGCUGCUGGACCUGUGAGCCCUGUGACGGCUACCAGUACCAGUUUGAUGAGAUGACAUGCCAGCAUUGCCCCUACGACCAGCGGCCCAAUGAAAACCGAACUGGCUGCCAGGAUAUCCCCAUCAUCAAACUGGAGUGGCACUCGCCUUGGGCUGUCAUCCCCGUCUUUCUUGCCAUGUUGGGAAUCAUCGCCACCAUAUUCGUCAUGGCCACUUUCAUCCGCUACAAUGACACUCCCAUCGUUCGGGCGUCUGGGCGGGAACUGAGCUACGUUCUGUUGACGGGCAUCUUUCUCUGCUACAUCAUCACCUUCCUGAUGAUAGCCAAACCCGACGUGGCAGUGUGUUCUUUCCGGAGAGUGUUCUUGGGCUUGGGUAUGUGCAUCAGUUACGCAGCCCUCUUGACCAAAACCAAUCGGAUUUAUCGCAUAUUUGAACAGGGCAAGAAAUCAGUGACAGCCCCCAGACUCAUAAGCCCAACGUCACAGCUGGCUAUCACUUCCAGUUUAAUAUCAGUUCAGCUUCUCGGCGUUUUCAUAUGGUUCGGUGUUGACCCACCUAAUAUCAUCAUAGACUAUGAUGAACAUAAGACAAUGAACCCCGAGCAGGCCCGGGGGGUUCUCAAGUGUGACAUUACGGACCUACAGAUCAUCUGCUCCUUGGGAUAUAGCAUCCUUCUCAUGGUCACGUGCACUGUGUAUGCCAUCAAGACUCGGGGUGUCCCAGAGAACUUUAAUGAAGCCAAGCCCAUCGGAUUCACCAUGUACACGACAUGUAUAGUUUGGCUUGCCUUCAUUCCAAUUUUUUUUGGCACCGCUCAAUCAGCGGAAAAGGCCCUGCUGCAAAAAAGAAGUAUGUCAGUUAUAAUAACCUGGUUAUCUAACCUGUUCCAUUCCAUGGAACAAUGGAGGAGGACGACCCUCAGUUCUUUUGUCACCCAACCUGGCAUUGGACUCUUUUGGUCCAGCCUGCUGCCCAUCAUCGGAGGAGCAUCCCCGGCCAGGAGACCAACGGUAGAGGAUCCAAGUGUCCUACACAGCUGCUUUAUGAAAUAUUCUUACUUUAUCUUGGCUUAAUAAGUCACUGGCAUCAGCACUGCCAACUCGGCUGCAACUCUGGACUUUCCCUACCAAAGGGAGCAUUGAGACUCAAGUCCCACUCAGGCUCUUGAGGGCGAACCCCUUGAGAGCCUCAAUGACCGUUUUUGGGGCUGCCCAGUCUUUCUACGUCUGUACUUCCAGGCUGCAAGGUUUUGAAAUUUUCUGUACAGUUUGUGAGGACUUUUGCACUUUGCCAUCCAUGUUGUACCUCGGUUCACUGUUUGUUUUCGAAUGCCCUGUUUUCAUAGAACCCUAUUCUUUCAGACAGCGGGAUCUUUGGGAAAAACUUUGAAACGAUUAAAAUUUUAAAAGGCUCUCGGCAGACAAAAAGGAAAAAUGUGUGUACAUGACUGUAUAAUUAUGAUUAUAGUACCGCUGCAAAUCAUGUUUUUUUUUUUUUAAGACAAAAAAAAAAAAGAUAUUUAAAGACCAAAAACUGUGCUGAGAAAAGUAUACCCUACCUGUCUUUGGUAUGAGAUAGGUCACAAGGGAAAAAGGUAUUGGCUGAACGGAAUAGAGGUCUUGAUCUUGGGAAUGCAUGCCAGUAAUGUAUUUUACAGUACACGUUACUCAUUUAUGUUCAAUAUUUGUAUUUGUGUUCCCUUUUGUUACUUUAAUUAGGAUAUGGGUAUUUUGCAAUAAUUUUAACAAUGAUUAAACUAUUUGAAGGAAAGAAUAUGGAUUUUUCAUGUCUUGAGGUUUGGUUCAUGCCCCCCUAUGACUGAUCAGUGUGAUAAGGACUUUAAAAAAAAGAGCAUGUAUGUUUUUUACUGUUUGUAAGAAGUACUUUCGUUAAUCCUGCUGCUCAUGUGCCAAUUUAGUGGAGAAACACCCUUGCUGAAAAAUCCCCCUUUCCAUUCUCUUUCAAUUCUGUGAUAUUGUCCAAGAAUGUAUCAAUAAAAUACUUUGGUUAACUUUUUUA
Bubalus bubalis (water buffalo) is the source of this 3996-nucleotide messenger RNA. RefSeq names its product glutamate metabotropic receptor 7 (gene GRM7). Gene Ontology annotation, biological process: regulation of synaptic transmission, glutamatergic; G protein-coupled glutamate receptor signaling pathway. The coding region runs from base 357 to 3050 and encodes 897 amino acids. Lineage: Eukaryota; Metazoa; Chordata; Mammalia; Artiodactyla; Bovidae. Gene Ontology annotation, cellular component: membrane. Gene Ontology annotation, molecular function: group III metabotropic glutamate receptor activity. The transcript has 9 exons. The record is from RefSeq and is a predicted model, not a curated record.